AUGACUGAGAUAAAAGCUGCUCCGUUGAGUGAAAAUGGCAAGGAUCUCGUUGAUUCCCUUGUGAAUGAAGAGGGUAAUUACCUCGAAUGGAGCGAAGAUGAAGAGAAAGCGUUGCGCAGAAAACUCGAUUUCUUCCUCAUGCCUCUUCUUAUUUUUGGGCUCUUUGUUCUUCAACUUGAUCGAAGCAACAUUUCCAACGCACUGUCAAACACCAUUGCUGAGGAUCUCCACAUCACAUCCGAUCAAGUCAAUUUCGGGAGCCAGCUUUCCUCGAUCGGGAUAAUCAUCUCCGAGAUUCCUGCAAAUCUGAUUCUACAGAAGUUGGGUGCCUCGGUUUGGUUAACGGCUCAAAUGCUGAUAUGGGGCACCAUUGCUCUUACUCAGACCUGGUGUACGAAUAUCCGUUCCUUUUAUGCAACUCGGUUCCUGCUUGGAUUGUUUGAAGGAGGAUAUCUUCCCGGGGCGCAGUACAUUCUAGCUCUAUUCUAUACUCGGAAAGAGUUAGCACGACGGACUGCAAUAUUUUAUUUCGGCAACUACGGAGCUACUGCUACGGGGUCUCUGAUAGCUGCGGGUGUGCUGCAAAUGGCGGGUAUCCAAGGCCUUUCCGGCUGGCAGUGGCUUUUUCUCUUAGAGGGAACGCUUACGCUGCUGGUUUUCAUGAUAUUCGCGGCGUUUCUUCCUCGAAGCCCGACCCAUACGGCCCUGAUGCAUGGUCGUUGGGAUUUCUUUUCAGAUCGUGAACGGUUCAUUCUUCGGUCCCGCGUCGUAGCAGACGAUGACACCAAAGGUGAUGAUAAGGUUUCGAUAUCUUUGAAACCCGUUCUCCGAGGUCUUGUGGACUACCGACUCUGGAUACAUAUGAUCCUCAACAUCGUCAGCCUUGCCCCAAAAGGUGGGUUGCAACUCUACGGCCCGACUAUUAUCAAGUCCCUGGGAUUUUCGACAGUAAACGCGAAUCUCCUGAAUGCCGUGAGCAGUGUUCUUGUUAUAAUAUUUUCAUACCUGAUUUCGCUCGGGUCUGACAGAACAAACCUCCGAGGACCGUGGUGCAUUAUUGCUUUUACAUGGUCCAUCGUUUUUUCUGGCGCGCUAUUUGGCAUGGCAAGCAGAGGGAGCAAAUGGACCCGGUAUUCGAUAUUUACCUUGCUGGCUGGAGGUAAUGCCUUGGCGCAAGGUCUCAAUGAUGCCUGGGUAAACAUCAACGCAACCAGUUCCAUCAACCGAAGUCUGGGACUUGCCAUGGCUGUCAUGGGAAGUAAUAUCGGAGGCCUUGCAGGCCAACAACUUUUCCGGUCUUCAGAUGCCCCCAUGUAUACCGAAUCCUUUUUGGCUAUCCUGUUACUGUAUAUUGCAUCAAUCCCAGUCACACUGUUGCUCAUGUGGGUAUACUGGCGAAGAAACAAGGCUGAAGUGGAAUCUGCCAGGAGAUCCUCAAUUGCCGUCAGAAGAUUUGAUCUCUAA
This is a messenger RNA of Penicillium cataractarum, 1464 nucleotides long. Its product is annotated as major facilitator superfamily domain-containing protein. NCBI's taxonomy places the organism in Eukaryota, Fungi, Ascomycota, Eurotiomycetes, Eurotiales, Aspergillaceae. Bases 1 to 1464 code for a protein of 487 amino acids. Gene Ontology annotation, cellular component: membrane. The record is from RefSeq and is a predicted model, not a curated record. Gene Ontology annotation, biological process: transmembrane transport. The transcript has 3 exons. Gene Ontology annotation, molecular function: transmembrane transporter activity.